This is a messenger RNA of Notolabrus celidotus (New Zealand spotty), 9217 nucleotides long. RefSeq names its product thrombospondin type-1 domain-containing protein 7A (gene thsd7ab). The record is from RefSeq and is a predicted model, not a curated record. NCBI's taxonomy places the organism in Eukaryota, Metazoa, Chordata, Actinopteri, Labriformes, Labridae. Gene Ontology annotation, biological process: actin cytoskeleton organization. The transcript has 28 exons. Bases 430 to 5379 code for a protein of 1649 amino acids. Gene Ontology annotation, cellular component: plasma membrane.
ACUGUCACUGCUCCACCGCCAGAGGACAGAGGCAGCAACGGCAGCAGAGGGAAAAGAUACGAUGGAGGAGGAAGACCGUACCGUCCGUCUGAGGCUCAGUCCCUGUCACUGACAGCCUCCCUCUGGGACCAGCCUGCCAAGUGUGGAGCGAGAAAGGAGAAAACUAAUCUCUCUGUCCUUCACAAGACCAAGACCAGGACCUCAAACUCCUGCAGGACUGAUAGCACACACCACACACACACACACACACACACACACACACACACACACACUACUUCUUUUUCCUCUCUCUUUCACUCACUUACUCACACCCGCACUCUCUCAGUCUGAACUUCUUCUUGUUGCCUUUUGGACUAGUUUUUUUUUUUUUCUUCACUGCCUACGCUGACCUUCCAGCUGAGUGGAUUUACUUUUAUCCUGUGGAGGACCAUGGGGCUUGGGUGGAGGGGUGCAGCGGGGACCCUCCGGAUAAGGACAGAGGGGAGCUGGCACCUUUUGGUGACAUUGCUGCUGUUGUGCGGUUUCUGGAGGGCUCACACACAGACAGACGAUGGGAAGUCUAUGUACUUCUGGGAAACAGGUCCAUGGGGGAGGUGCAUGGGCAGCGACUGUGGCCCAGGUGGCAGCCAAAGCCGGGCAGUCUGGUGUGCCCAUGUGGACGGCUGGACGACGCUCCACACCAACUGUGACCAGGCCGAGCGUCCCUCCAACCAGAGGAACUGUUUCCGUGUGUGCGACUGGCACAAGGACCUUUAUGACUGGAAACUGGGCGCUUGGAACGAGUGCGUGCCAGUUUCAGCAAGGACCUUUGGGGCCUUGCGGCCUUUCACAUGCAGCGGAGGCGAAGAGGGCAUUCAGACCCGGGAGGUGGGCUGUUUGCUCAACUCAGACGGGUCUCCAGCAGAGGAUGCCAUCUGCGAGUACUUUGAGCCCAAGCCUCGCCUGGAGCAGGCAUGUUUGAUCCCGUGCCCACAGGAUUGUGUCGUAUCUGAGUACUCCCCUUGGACAUCCUGCUCUAAAACGUGUGGGACAGGCCUCAGGAACAGGGUCCGGAGCGUCCUGGUUCCUCCACUUUUUGGAGGCACGGUUUGUCCGAACCUAACUGAGUUCCAGUCUUGUAAACUGGGGCCUUGCUCAGGUCCGGAGGGCGUAUAUAGUCUCAGGGUUGGACAGUGGGACACGUGUGUUCUCCCUCAGACUCGGACAGAACGUCAAGUUAAACGCAGGAGAGGUAAAGGCCAGGGGCUCCGAGAGAGAGCGGGAGUCAAAGACCCGGAGACCAGGGAGCUCAUUCAGAAGAAACGAACAAGGAACCGUCUAAACCGUCAGGAAAGUCCGUUUUGGGACAUCCAGGUUGGUUACCAGACCAGGGACGUGACCUGCAUACACAGGAACGGGAGCACUAUGGGACGCAGCCUGUGCACACAAAGGGACGUUCCUAUCAUCAUCCAGUCCUGCGUGCUCUCCAAAGACUGCCAGGUAACCGACUGGACCGAGUGGGGCCCCUGCUCCAAAACCUGCGUGGACCCCGAGUCUCCCAAAGGCAACCGCACCAGAUUCCGACAGGUGCUGCAGUUCCCCGUGGGCGAGGGUGGGGAUUGCCCGCUGAUGGAGGAGACGGAGACGUGUGAACCUCAGGGCGAAGCAGUGCCGCCCUGCUUCACUUACACGUGGAGAACCACCGAGUGGAGCGACUGCCGGGUGGACGCGUUGCUAAGCCAACAGGACCGUCGACGGAGCAACCUGACCGGACUGUGUGGAGGAGGCCUGCAGACUAGAGAGGUUUACUGCGUGGAGGCCAACGCUGACCUCCUCAAGUUCCUCAAAGAACUCAGAGAGAGAGAUCGAAACGCUUCACGCCCGGUGGAAAACACACUGUGCAAAGGUUCCAUCCCCAACAGGUCCCAGCUGUGCCAAAUCCCCUGUCCCAUUGACUGUGAGGUGUCACCGUGGGGGGCGUGGGGGCCCUGCACCUUCGAGAACUGUGAUGACCAGACCUCAAAGAAAGGUUUCAAAUUGAGAAAACGACAGAUCACCAACAUGCCGACGGGAGGCCCUGAGAACUGCCCCCAGCUGGUGGAGGCGGUGCCGUGUGAUGAUCCCACUUGUUACGAUUGGCAGCUGCUCAGUUUGGAUCAGUGUGUCCCUGACGACGAUCAGUCGUGUGGCCCCGGAUCUCAGAUCUCACAGGUCCAGUGUGUCAACAGUAACGGAGAAGAGGUGGACAGAAACCUGUGCUCGUCCACCCCGGUUCCAGACCCCGUGCCAUGCCAGGUGCCUUGCUCCAGAGACUGUGUGCUCAGCGAUUGGACGCCCUGGACCACCUGCUCUCAGACCUGUUCCAGUAAGACCAUCGAAGGGAAGCAGAUGAGGACUCGCUCCAUCCUGGCCUACAACGCUGGGGAAGGUGGAGCUCUGUGCCCAAACAGCAGCUCCCUCCAGGAGGUACGGAACUGUAACGAACAUGCCUGCACAGUCUACCACUGGCAGACGGGGCCCUGGGGUCCUUGCACCGACGACCCCUCCGCCUCCUCCCUCAACAUCUCGACGGUUGUUCGCAGCCGUCAGGGUCCCUGCUCCAUGGGGAUGCAGACUCGUAAGGUCAUCUGCGUCAGAGUCAACGUGGGACAGGUGCCACCCAAGAAGUGUCCAGACGGUCCCCGCCCCAACACGGUGCGACCAUGUCAGCUGCCCUGCAAGAAAGACUGCAUCGUGACUCCCUUCAGUGACUGGAUGCCGUGUCCGGUUACAUGUGACGCAGCCGGUAACGUCGUGAAGAAUAAGCAAGCAAGGAAACGUCUCAUCAUCCAGCCGCCGUCCAACGGAGGACAGGAGUGUCCAGAGGUGCUGGAGGAGGAGCAGGACUGUGAGCUCCCCAAAGUCUGUCCAGGAUUCAGGUGGAAAACCCACAAAUGGAGGAAGUGCCAGCUGGUCCCAUGGUUCCUCAGGCAGAACAAUAUCGGUUCACAGGAGACCUGUGGACCCGGACUUCAAACCAGAGCUGUGUCCUGUCGCCAGCUGGACGGGACGCAGGCCGACAUCAGCGAGUGCCUGAAAUUCGCCAAGGCCAUGCCCACCAUCACUCAGCGCUGUCAGCUCCCCUGCCAGGAUGACUGCCAGCUGACCAACUGGACCAAGUUCUCCUCGUGCACAGCUGACUGUGUGGGCGUCCGCACCAGAAAGAGAGCAUUGAUAGGGAGGAGCAAGAAGAAAGACAAGUGCAAGAACACCCAAAUGUAUCCCCUGAGUGAGACCCAGUACUGUCCCUGUGACAAGUACAACGCUCAGCCGGUGGGGAACUGGUCAGACUGCAUCCUCCCCGAGGGAGGCCGAGUGGAGAGCGUCGUGGGUAUGAAGGUCCAAGGAGACAUCAAGGAGUGUGGGCAGGGAUACCGCUACCAGGCCAUGGUGUGCUACGACCAGGACAACAGGCUGGUGGAGACGCAGCGCUGCAACAGUCAUGGCUACAUCGAGGAGGCGUGCAUCAUCCCCUGUCCUUCUGACUGCAAGCUCAGUGAAUGGUCCAACUGGUCACGCUGCAGCAAGUCGUGCGGCAGCGGAGUCAAAGUUCGCUCCAAGUGGCUCAGAGAGAAACCGUACAACGGCGGCCGGCCGUGUCCCAAACUGGACCACAUCAACCAGGCCCAGGUGUACGAGGUGGUCCCGUGCCAGAGCGACUGUAAUCAGUAUGUGUGGGUGGCUGAGCCGUGGAGUGUGUGGAAAGUCAGCAACGUGGACUUAAAAGAGAACUGUGGGGAAGGCGUCCAAACCAGGAAAGUCAGGUGCAUGCUGAACACGAUAGACGGGCCAUCAGAGCCAGUGGAGGACUACCUCUGCGACCCAGAGGAGAUGCCACUGGGGGCCAGGGAAAGCCGACUGCCUUGCCCUGAAGACUGCGUCCUGAACGACUGGGGCCCCUGGAGUCGCUGCAGCCUGCCUUGCACCAGGACCAAGAGCCGGGAGCGAGUGGCCUACAUCCUCCGGUAUCCCUCUGUGGGGAGGGAGUGUCCGGACACCAGUGACAAGGAGCCCUGCAGCCUGAAUGUCAACUGCUUCAACUACUUCUACAACAUCACAGACUGGAGCACCUGUCAGCUGAGUCCAAACGCUGUAUGUGGUAGCGGCAUCAAGACCCGGAUGCUGGACUGUGUUCGAAGCGAUGGGAAAUCAGUGGACCUCAAAUACUGUGAGGAGCUGAAUUUGGAGAAGAAGUGGCAGAUGAACAUCUCCUGCGUGGUCGAGUGUCCCGUCAACUGUCAGCUGUCGGGGUGGUCCCCUUGGUCAGACUGCUCCAAGACGUGCGGAUUAGAAGGAAAGAUGUGGCGGCAGCGAUCGGUGGUCCAGGCCUCUCAGGGCGACGGCCGGCCCUGCUCCUCUCAGAUGGAGCAGUGGAAGCCCUGCCCGGUCCGACCCUGCUACCGCUGGCAGUACAGCCCCUGGUCUGAGUGUCGGGUGGAGAACGUGGUGUGUGGACACGGCAUGCGGUACAGGAACCUGUCCUGCCUCGUGUCGGAUGGCAUCACUGAAGGUGAGAGCUUGGUGGACGAGGAGCUGUGCAGCAGCCUGGAGCUGGCUGUCGACGGAGACAAGCAGAUCGUACUGAAGGAGGCCUGCACGCUCCCCUGCCCAGGGGAAUGCUACCUGAUGGAGUGGUCGGACUGGAGCUCGUGUGUCAGCAUCUGCGUGAAGGGGGCCGUCGUGGACUUCGGUUCGGUCCAGGUUCGCUCUCGAGCCGUGUUGGCCCAGGAGCCUGAAAACCUGCAGCUCUGUCCUGACCAGGCCUGGGAGUCUCAGCCCUGCACAGGGGGCGAAUGUUACGAGUACAAAUGGUUCAGCAGCAGCAGCUUCAACUCCAGCCGCCCUUUAGUGUGGUGUCAGCGCUCGGAUGGACUCAAUGUCACCGGAGGUUGUCCUCCCAUGAACCCUCCAGUGGAUAACAGCUCCUGUGACCCUCCCUGUCUCAUGCCAAAGUCUUUCUGCAGCGAGGCCAACUUCUGCACAUGUGAGGAGGGAUUCACAGAGGUGCUGUCUCCCACUGGGCUGCUGGACCAGUGCGCCCCCAUCCCCAUCCUGGAGAUCCCCACUGCAGGAGACAAGAGAGGGGAUGUGAAGACCAGUCGUGCCAUUAACCCCACCCUGCCUAGCACCAUCCUGCCCGGACGCACCGGCCGGACCUGGUACCUGCAGCCCUACGGACCAGAUGGGAAGCUGAAGAUGUGGGUGUACGGUGUAGCAGCUGGAGCCUUUGUGCUCCUCAUAUUCAUAGUGUCUAUGAUAUACCUAGCUUGCAAAAAGCCAAAGAGACCUCAGAGACAGAGGCAACAAAACAACCGACUAAAACCUCUGACUCUCGCCUACGACGGGGACACGGACAUGUAGUCCUCCAGGAGACGCUUCACCAAGCACUUCACCUGUCAUAGAGACCCACUUCAUCACAGCCGCUGCAGUGAGGGACACGGAUGUUUGCAGUGUGAAUGGACACGUCACAGAGCGGAGAAAUUACAGAAAAUCCUCUUAGCAGAGACACUGCUGGGGUUUAACCAUUUCAAGUCGAGCUCCAUUCACUCCCCGGUUUGUUUUUUCAAGUAUUUUCUUUUGCUAGAGCCGUCAUGACCUCCACCGUGUUCAAUGAAAUGCCUUUUUUUGGCCCCCCUUCACAUCUCUGUAAAGAAAAGACUCAUUUCAGAGGCAGAAAAGGCUCUCCAGCCGUCUCUGAACAUGGCAGCACAAGCUCCAACUCUUCCCCCGCGCUUUUCUGCUUGUCCCUAAAAAUGCUGAGUAGCUGGAGGCUUAGGAUGCUCUGACGGUUCGUACGUUGCCAAAAGUCACCGCAGGGAAGAGGAGGAGGAGGAGGGAGAGGAAAAUCUCCAUAAAAAGGUUUGGAUUGCUUUUUUCUCAAUCCUCAACUGGGUUUUGACUCAAAUCUCUUUUACAGUCUUGAACAAAAGGAAGGCAUUUCUUCUCCUUUUUUUCUUUCGCUUGAUUUAGAGGCACAGGCUUGUGUUUGUGGGAUAAACUGAUCUGUAUGAUGCUGAUGGAGAAGUAGCCUGCAAUCAGUUGUUCAUGGAAACUUCUGCCUGCCUGCCUGCCUCCACCCUUUUCUGCGUUUCAGGCUCUACAUUGCACUAUAUUAGUGCAGCAUGAUAUGCACAUGUGACUUCUACCUUCUAUUGCCAUAAAAACACUGCCUCUUCCACAGACAGACACUAACACCAAGCAGAGGAUCAGCUACGUAAAGGUCACCGCGGGAACAUUCAAAAAGGGCAACAGGAAACAAUGUUUGGAUGUGUCACAGUCUGCAAAAACAGGUGUGAACCUCCAGUAAAUAUAUGUAUAGAUUUUAUUUCUCACAACUGAUUUUUUUGGUUGUAGUAAAAGUACAUUUUGUGGUUUGUAGAUUUCGUCUGGUGUUAAUCACUUUACUUUGGCCCAAAUGCAAAUAAAGAUUCAACUAUGAUAUCAGCGGGUGAAUCUUUUGAAGACUCGCCUGCUUCCUUUAAAGUUCCUUUUCAACCAUAAAAACUCAAAAUGAAAAGUCUGAUUAUUUUACUUUUAUACUUAAUGUGGGAAACCUGAAGUUUUGCAGUGAUUAAAAAAAGACAAGGCCAAUAAAUUUUAACCAUUCAUGUCAUGCAAAUGUCAUUUCUGCCUUACUGACGAUAACUAAAUACUAACAGUCCUGUAACACAGUUUGUAAUACUUGAAUGGGGCACAGUUUAAUCAUCAUAUACGAGAGUACACUUAGAUAUCAAGAGGACUAAUCUGUCUUUUCUUUUAAAGGUGCAGUGUGUGGUAUUUAGCGACAUUUAGCAGAACAGACUUGGUAGAAAUGGAAUAAAACAUUCAUAAGGAAGUUAAAUUAGUGGGAAAUCACAUGAAUAUAACAAUAAUUCUGGUUUUGCUCACUCAGAAAGAGUUCUUUAUAUUAAUGUAGGAGCGUUUCCUCUUCCACAAAGGCCGCCAUGUUGCACCGCCAUUUUUCUGCAGCAGCACAGAACAGACAAGCUUGUAACGUAGGUGUUUUCGUGUUUAUUGAUUGGCUGCACCAAAUGCACCCAUUCCAAGAUGAAGAAGAAGUAAGUAAGUAAGUACAUUUUAUUUAGUAUAGCACCUAGGGAUGGGUACCUUUCACAUUUGAACCGAUACGGUACCGAUACCCGGUACCUGGGAAUCGGUACCUGUACUCAACAGGACCAAUUUUUGGUACUUUUGUGUUUUUAUGUGGUAAUAAAUAUUAAUAUUAAAAAAAAUCUCAAUUUUUUUUAAUUUAACAUAUUUAUUCAAUUUAACAUGAAAUGAACAGAAACAGGAUUAUAUAGUUGAUUAGAUAUAUUAGCUGACACGUGCUCGUGGCGUCUAAUUGCUCUUUCGGGAGUUUAUCAAUGAACACACGUGAACGCCUGCGGACGGAAAAAGUCAGUUCUCCGUCUCUUUAUAAUAACAGACACACAACUUACUUGUUGGGCAUUCACGCACACAGGAACGGUUAUAAACAGGGCAGGUAGUCGGAGCGAGAGGGUCAGUCUCAACCAUAGACUGUAGAAAAUAAAGUUAAUCCUCAUGAAGUUCUGCCUCGCUGUGAGUGCGCGCACCCGUCAGCUGCAGGCUCCGUUUGGCGCGCUCCCGCGCAGAUGCAGGGAGCAGAGCAGAGACGUCCCCCAGGUCAGUCUCUGACUUUAUUACAGGGCGAAAGUAGGGAAAAAUCACCCACUCUUCCACUCCCUCACAGUCACAGGGCUGCGUUCAGGUACCGAAACAUGGUACCGUUUGAUUUUACGUGAGUCGGUACUCGGUAGUACCGACGGAAUUCGGUCGGUACCUAUAAAAGUACCGAAUCCGGUACCCAUCCCUAAUAGCACCUUCCAUAGAAUAAAAGAAGUGCUUCACAGAAAAAUAUUCAAUUUAAAAUGAAAUCACAACAAAAAUGAAAUCAUAAAACAUUAAAAGAAACAGACCAUAGCAUAAUUAAAACAUUAGUCUGUACAAGGUGAGUCGAAGGCCUGUUUAAAUAAAUGUGUCUUUAUGAGUUUUUUAAAGGCGACAACAGAGACAGCUGAACGAAUAUUUACAGGAAGAGCGUUCCACAAUGUUGGUGCCACCACUUCAAAAGCAGGGUCACCUUUUGUUCUUAGAUGAGCUCGAGGGACAACCAGCAAGCCCUGCUCAGAAGACCUGAGUGACCUACUGGUGAGGUAGGGGUGGAGCAGGUCGGCGAUGUAUUCAGGAGCCUGACCAUGCAGAACUCUAUACACAAAAACUAGAACCUUAAAAUGAAUCCUAAAUUUAACUAGCAGCCAAUGUGGGGAAGAUAGAAUCGAGGGGUGUGGGUUGUCCGGCUGGACUUGGUCUACAGCCUUGCACCAGCGUUCUGGACUAAUUGAAGACGAUGGAGGGAUGAUUUACUGAGGCAUGUGAAAAGUGAAUUACAAUAGUCCAGUUGAGAUGAAACAAAAGCAUGAAUGAUCAUUUCCAGUUCAGGAUGUGACACAACAGACCUAAGUUUGGCAAUUUCAAAAAGAAGAGAGUCAAUUUGCAUUGAUAGUUUUUGAUGGCAAAAACUCGACAAAUGGAGGAUCAUACUUAUCAUGCAUCACAGGAGCUUCUUGUCCUCCAGGCCACCGUCACUUCACCGAGGUGAGGGGUUAGCAGGGGAGCGUGUCAGUCUGGAAUCUGUCCAAUAGAUGUCGCUAAAUAUUCCUGUUUCUACACACUGCACCUUUAAAGUCACAAAGUGUUGUUCAAUUUUCUCCUGUAGUUAUCGGUAUCAUAGGUGCUCUGUCGGUUUUCCCUCACACUACCUGAGGUGAAAUAUAGCUAAAAGAAAACAAUCUGUACAAACAUGUGAAUACUAAGAAAACGCGUUUCUGCUGAGUUCGACGUUAAAGCAAACUGGUGUGGAGAAUGUUUACUUUUUUUGUUGUGGGAUUUGUAAAUAACAGCGAUUUUUUUAUUUUUUGAAGAAAAAAAAAUAUCAAAGUAUGUGUACAUUUAUUUUGUAUUGCACAGAAAAUGUUUAGUUUGAAUAUUGCAAAGUCGGGUGUGUGGUUUUGCUGAUUGUUGUUACCAUGAUGCAAGUUGUGUGUUGUGUGGAAAAAAAAACGAGAAAGCAAAAAGAAGAAAAAGAGGAGAGAGGGUCAGAUGUUUUUUUGUACAGGAUGUUUAUAUGUAUGGGAAGAAUUACUUACAAUAAAUGAGGACAACGGUUGUAAACACACAA